CUUCCGGGUCAAAACCAUGGCGGUGGCAAAUUCAAGUCCAGUCAAUCCAGUGGUCUUCUUUGAUGUCAGCAUUGGCGGCCAGGAAGUUGGUCGCAUGAAGAUCGAGCUCUUUGCCGACGUGGUGCCUAAGACGGCAGAGAACUUUAGGCAGUUCUGCACUGGAGAGUUCAGAAAAGAUGGCGUUCCGAUAGGAUACAAAGGUAGCACCUUCCACAGGGUCAUAAAGGAUUUUAUGAUUCAGGGUGGAGAUUUUGUUAAUGGCGAUGGUACUGGAGUCGCCAGUAUUUACCGGGGUCCAUUUGCAGAUGAAAAUUUUAAACUUAGACACUCAGCUCCAGGCCUGCUUUCUAUGGCAAACAGUGGUCCCAGUACAAAUGGCUGCCAGUUCUUUAUCACGUGUUCUAAGUGUGAUUGGCUGGAUGGAAAGCAUGUAGUGUUUGGAAAAAUCAUUGAUGGACUUCUAGUGAUGAGGAAGAUCGAGAAUGUUCCCACAGGCCCCAACAAUAAGCCCAAACUGCCAGUGGUGAUCUCACAGUGUGGGGAAAUGUAAUCUAGACAAGAUGGAACCAGUGUCACCCUGAAAAGGACCUGAUUUCCCUACACUGGGACCAACCUCGGGAGCCAGGAGACAUGUGCUAUGCUGUCCUCAGAACCGACAGUGGUGUCCAGCCUUGGGACCUCGCAUGCUGCUUUCACAUGGGCCCUUUGUCCUAAUAUUUGCCACUGGCUGCUUUGCACUGGGGCUUUCUGGAAAGAACUGAGAGGCACUCCUGGAAGAGAAGGCACCGUCUUGGAGGUGAAGGCUAGUAAUGCAAGUGACUUGUGUGCUAGAGCACACUGGGAGAAUGAUCCACCCACCUCUGGGAGGAGCCGUGGCAUUUUGUUUGCCUUUUAAUUUUUUUUUUUUUUUAAAACGUACAGAAAUGUUGGGGAAAUGUUGAUUAAUCACCCACAAGCUUGCAGCUAGGGUGACCAGUGAUUGACAUUUGUUGUGGACACGCUGUCUCCUCCUUCCAUUCCCAUGCCACAUCCUCUCCUCCACUGUCUUCUUUCUCGUCCUUAACUUCCUACCCUCAGUGCUUUCGGUUCCCAUUCCCAAACUUCAGACCUCUGGACACCUCGUCCCUGCGCACCUCAGGAGGGGUCCUAAAAGUGAGUGUCCUAAAUAAACAAAGUGGUAUUUGUA
Messenger RNA from Arvicanthis niloticus (Nile rat), 1186 nucleotides. NCBI's taxonomy places the organism in Eukaryota, Metazoa, Chordata, Mammalia, Rodentia, Muridae. The record is from RefSeq and is a predicted model, not a curated record.